Rattus norvegicus (Norway rat) is the source of this 32775-nucleotide messenger RNA. It is a transcript of the gene Nhsl2, whose product is annotated as NHS-like 2. NCBI's taxonomy places the organism in Eukaryota, Metazoa, Chordata, Mammalia, Rodentia, Muridae. The record is from RefSeq and is a predicted model, not a curated record.
GGGAAGAGAGGGAGACCCUUAGUUCUAGAGAGGUACAGGGAGGGGCAGAGGGGAGACUUGGAAAAAUGCUACAAAGCGGCUUUGCAAUUGGGUGGUUCUGGAUAUAAAAGGGUGGAUGUGAUCACAUCCUAACCCUGCUAUCUUGGGAACAUAAGGGAUUGUAAAAUUGACUGAGGAAUUGUGUGCAUAUGUAUACAUAUCUCUUAGCUUCUUUGAGUCAACUUAACGUAGAUUCUCUUUCAGUUUAAUCUCAGUCAAUUUGGGGAGUCCUCUAGGACUUCUACUAAAAUGCCAGAUUUGCUUUUACAAAACAUGGUCACUGGGAGAGGCAGGUAAAAGGGCGUUCGUCACUGGUCAUUUCCACAUGUGUUUCCUAAUGCAGUCUAGACUCCGUUCAAGCCAGACCUCCUGGCAGUAAGAUAAGUGCAGGCUCCUGGGCCACGCUGGGAACUUUGUCUGGCUUCUGCAAGGAGAACCGGUCGGGAUAGGGAAUGUAACAUGGCAGGUCUGAGUCUUGAAACAUCAGAGAAGUUGUGUUGGUGGCAGCUGGCAGGACGAAACGCAAGUGAGUCCAUGAGGUGCCUCUGGGGCUCUAGUCAGCCCUUUGUAGCUGGAGCGUGUUCAAAAAGUAUUUAUGAGCUCUUAAAAUGAUUAGAAAAGCAGAGAGAUGCAAUUUAAAAAAAAAAGUAAUGUGAGGACCAUGUAUUACAGCCUGGUGUGAAGAGAAAAGUGAUGUUUGGUCUAGGGGUCUUUGAGGGGUUGUCACAGGGUGAAGUGACCAGAUGGAGUCUCUGUAAAGCCUCCCAUGUCACAAUUGGGGCCUAUAGACAAGAAGGGGUUUCCUAACAGGCUCUGCAGAGAUACAUGACAGCUAGAGGAGCAAACGUUCAGCGCCCUUGGAGGGGUUGUCUUCUCCCCAGUCAGAGUGGGAUCCUUUGAUGGGAAGCAGGCCGGUCUCCCUCUUCUGCAGGAAGGAGACAGAAGGGGGGCAGCUUCACCUGGGAUGUAGGCCCAGCCCAAGGCUGCAGUUGCUGCCCCCCCCCCCCCCCGCUCCACAGCGGCUCCUCUGGUUGCAGCCCCCUCAUUUCCCUCCCUCACACUGGGCUCCCUGCUUCCACUCUCCAUCACUUCCCCCACUCCGCAGCCAAGGGUGUCUUUUCAAACAAACCAGACCCUGCUGCUGCUCAAAAUCCUCCAACCGCCUCCCCUCACCCCCUGGUGAAAGUCCCCAUUUCUUUUUCUUCUCUAUUGGCUCCUUUCUCUAAAAACAGAACAGAGAUAAGAUUAUUUCUCACUCUAAUACCGCUCUGACAUUUCAUAAAUCUAUGUCCCAGACAACUGGAAAGGGCUAUAUUUAACCUUGCAUCUUGUAGCUUUUAAUGGAGGGACUUGCUGAAGGAUCUGCCUUCUAACACCACAGGAGACCCAAGGCUCGUCUUUAUUCUCUGCUAGUCUAGCCAGCAACCUGGAAGGCCAGAGCAGUCCUACUUUCUAAUAACAUGACCCUUUUUCCAUCCUCAAGCACCCCUAUCCCCUCUGUCCGUAAGAGAAGAAGGUCCCUGCCCCACCUUCUAGAGUGUGUGUGCCCUUGACUUUCUUAUCUGCAGGUACUCUCGUUGACCACACAGUCUAAGUGGGGCGGCUGAUGAGCACAGGCUAGGACAGCAUACAGGUAUGGUCUGGGCUAGGAGCUGGGCUAGGAAACAGAGCCAGGAGAGAAGGACACGUGUUGCCAUGGAUCUGGUUGUGCCACAGACUGGGAGGAGAAGCGAUUCUAAGUAAGGUGUUACCAGAAGCAUUGUGUAUAUUGGCUAAUGUGACCAUCACAAGAGUCCUAUGAAAUAGGCUUAGACUCAAAGGAAUUAAGGGAUAUGUCCAAAGUCAUAUCUGUCAAGAAAAUGGCAGCUGGGGUCACAAAGUCUACUCACUUUAUUCUGACCCAGGAUAUCCCUGAUUGAAUUGGUCCUGCCCCUUGGAACAGUCCUUAUGGUCACUCCCUGCUGGAGUCCUUGGCAGACUCUUGCUGCACUGCCAGGCAUUUUGGCCCAGGCCCACCUUCAUUUCUACCCCAAGCCAAGGAGUCCAGCCUGGUAGUUGGGUUUUCUUGUCGUUGUGUCAUGGUGAAUUUUGUUUUGCUUUGUUGGGAAAGAAUCUUACAGUGUAACCCAGACUGGCCUCAAACUUGAGGCUCUCCUGUCCCAGCCUCUGGAGUGCUGGGGUUGCAAGUGGGUGGCACCGUGCCUGGCGGCUUCCCUGCUCUCGGGUCUUGAGGCUGAUUUUUCUCCUACUGUUCUCAUCUGCCUUGCUGAUAAUCGCUCCUUGGACCACUACUAAAGCAGUACACUAUACUCCAUCUCUCCGUAGCUGCCGUCAACACUGCCAACACUAAUGCUUUCUGUGGCCUGGGACAAAUUUGGUUCCCCAUUUUGUCCCUGUUUCUUCAGCUGCAAUGUGGGGUGGAGGAAAUUCUCUAAAGGUACUUGUCUGAGUUUGGGUGCCAAGGGUCUUGUCCCCUGGUCAUCCCCACCCCUGCUGCUUAGUGGUAUUGGGAUAAAGCUCAGUACGGCUGUAGGUUUUGAAAUCUUUGCUGAGCCAAGUUAUUGCUCCAGAGCCAAUCCACAAAGCAACAGCUCAGUGACAACAGCCACAUGUGCAGGCUCUUUUCUUGUUUACCAACUUUUCACAGUGGGCAGUGUGUGUGGUGGUGGUGGUGGAGUGGGCUUCCAAGGCUAUUUUCAUGGGACACCGUACUGCUGCAAAGAACACUGAAUUACAUGGUGAGAAAAUGAUUCUCUCUCCCACUUUCUGAUUACCUUAAGGAGAAAGUCUCAGUGUGGUACUAUUCUUCGACCUCUAUAAUGCUUGCUAAUCUUCUGCUCUAACAAAGCUAGACCUGCCUCGGGCUCAAAUACAGGGACAGGCGACAGCAUCUACUCAGAAUUUUAAUUACUGUGCUCUGUUUCUAUUGCAAUUCUUUUUACAGUUGCUUUCUAAUUAUGGCAAGUGAUACUUCUUUGCUCUCUGUUUUUGUGUUGCUUGCUUCUAUGUUUGUUAAAGGCAAUGCCGGGGGAUCAACCAAGGACCUAGCAUGUGUGUGCAAUCCAUCACUGAGAUCCAUCUCCAGUCCGUGGGUUAUCAUUGUUUUGGGAGGUCACCAUUUAAAACUUAUUUCAACAUAAUUUUAUCACUAUUAUUUUAUAAUUUUUGAGCAGGGAGAAUGUACACUUAUUAAGAGAAAAGAGGGGGGGAGUCCUUAAGGAUCGGAGAGAUUCCAAGAGAAAAAAUACUUUAUUUAUUUGUUUUGUAUUUGAGACAGAAUCUCAUAAUGUAGCCCUUGCUAGCCUGUAACUUGCUAUGAUGUAGACAAGGCUGGCCUCAUAUUCACAAAGACCCCCCCCACUUCCAAAUGCUGGGGUUAAAGGUAUGCGUCACUACUACACUCUGCUUACUCUAUUUUUGAUGCAGUUUUAUGUCUAUCAGUCUGCCUUCAAACUUGCUGUCUAGACAAGGAUGACGUUGAACUCCUGAUUCUCCUUCCUCUCCUGAGUUUUGGAUUUUGUGUACUACCAUACCCAAUUCUAUAUAAAGUGUGUGUGUGUGUGUGUGUGUGUGUGUGUGUGUGUGUGUGUGUGUACAUAAUACAUCUAUAGUUCUCUUGGAAGGCAGAGACGGGGUCCCCACAGCAAGCUAGUUGGCAUCAAUAGAGGAUACGGAUUUGGGUUUGAUUCAGAGACCCUGCCUCAGCAAAUAAAAUAGAAAGUUGACCAAAGAUGAUUCUUCCCAUUGACCUCAAGUCUUUGUGUGUGUUUGCAUGCACAUACAUGUGUGUGUACUUAUUUACACAUGUGAAAACAAAAGGGCAGGAAAACACUAAAAAAGGUUUCCAGCCAGAUGUGCUGGCACACACCUUUAAUCCCAGAAUUCCAGAGGCAGAGGCAGGCAGAUUUGAGUUAGGGGCCGGCCUGGUCUACAUAGCAAGUUCCAGGACAGCCAAGGAUAUAUAGAAAGACUUUGUCUCUAAAAGAGAAAAAAGGAAAGAAAGGAAGGAAGGAAGGAAGAAAGCUAUAUAGAUGAAUAAAUAAACAAAAUACAUUUUUAAAAAGUUUUCAAAAAUAUAAAAACAUUUAGAGGAAAAAGACUAACUAAAUAGAACCACUGAUCCUAAAACCUGCAGGAAUGGAACCAAAAAUGGCUGCAGCAUGAUCCAUUCCGGAAUGUGCUAUUCAUUCCACAGACAUCUCUGGAGUGGCAGCUAUCGAAGGCUUUGCACAACUUUCCUCUGCUCUCUUAGACUUUAUUGCCCCAUUCCUUCUAAUCCCAGACUCCUUUGUGCAUCUUAGCUCGCUGUUCCCUGUCUGAAAUGUCUCUCACACGUCCCUGUUCUAUCAAACCUCAGCUCAUCGUUCAAGACUCAGUUUGAGCAGCUCUUCCUCCAGGAAGCCUUCUUCUGAAUGCCCAAGUGGAGUUCUGCUCCCAGGCAUGCACACAUCUCUACUGUAGCCUCUUUCACAUCGAUGGACGCAUUUAUUUGCAGACCUGAGUCUCCUUCCUGCCCUUUAGGGUUCCAAAAACACUUUCUAAGGAAAACUUGGAGGGUGGGGUGAGGAUAAAAAUGUAACUGCAAGUGAAGCCUGUGACAGUGACUGGACUCUGGGGACUGUUUGGCUCCUGGGAUCAUUUGGACUGGAGACUGCCCAGAUUCAGAGGCAAUACUCACACGGACUACAAAUCCAGUCAAGGGAAUGUCUUUGAGGAGCUGUUACAGGUUACGUGUAGGAAGAUUAUUAGAGUAUCUUUGGGAAUUGCCGUCUGAAGUCAAAAGGAAAGCAGAAUUGGUUUAAGGAAGAAGUGGGUCGGGAUAGCAUUUAAAUGACAGCCUCAACCAACUACUUGGGGAUUCUGGUGCUGGGGUGGCCAGUCACAGGUGUUCCAAGCUCUUCUUGCAGAUGGAGAAGAUGGGGUAUAACCUUGGGACAGGCGAUGCUGUCUGAAGAGGAGACCCUUGCAGUUCCCAGGGAGGGCUAUUAACUUAAAUCAGACUUGUUGGCCGAGGGAGUAAGAUGCAGUCACAAAGGGGAAUCUGAAUGGUGCAUCACAGUGUCUGCCACAGAGAUCUAGUCAGGGCCCUGAGACUGUAGUGCUGGGGAAACAGUAAAAAGAAAAAAAAGUAGUUUGGAGGACAGACUGGCUAGGCUGGGAGGUUCAGGCCAUAAUCCCAGUUAUUGGAGUGGCUGAGGCAGGAGGGUCACAAAUACAGAACCAGUCAGGGCCACAGAGAGAGUUCAAGUCCAGCCUGGACCAUUUAACAAGACCCUGACUCAGACAUAACAAGUAGAAAAUGGCCAGGGAUGUAGCUCAGUGGUAGAGCACUUGGCUACCGUGCAUGGCAUGAGGAAGCAGUGACGUCAGUCCCAAUAUCAAAAUCAUCUCCCCCACAACAACAAAACCCUGGGUUUGCUAUUCCAGUCACUGUGCUUAGAGGACAUAGAGACAAGAAAGUCACAAGGAGCUUCUGGUAUAAUUGGGGCAGAAAAUAUUUAAAAGGGACUAUUGAGAGCAAUGUGCAAAGUGUUCCCCCUGUGAUGUGUACCAAAAGACCAGGCUGUCUUAACACUUUGUUCUUGCUCUCUCUUGGAGACCUUAUUAUCUGGGUCUUCCCAUAAAGCAUGAUUAUUGGCCUCAAUCUACACAGGUGAAAAAUGAGAUCCAGAGAUUUGCUUCAGUCUUCUCUGCAGGUCAGAUUCCGCCCCCCCACCCCCAAGCUGGGACGCCUCCAGCACAGUGUGCAGUCACAGCCUGUGCCCUCUCCCCAGCACCACCUGCCCCCUCAAAGACACAUGCAGCCCUCUGCAGUUUGCAAAGUGCUUAUUACAUAUAUUUUAUCUUGACACAAGCCUGCAAGAUAGCAAAAUAACGGUGUCAGAAGAAAGCAGAUUUCUACCUUUGUUUUCUUAACCUGCCUGAUACGCAGUUCAGAAAUAGAUAUAUUCCGAUCAUAUUUCUGUCAGAGACGUUCGUUUUUAUUCUGCUUUUCUUUGCCUGCACAUUCUUAACCACCUGUGAAAUUCUUCCAUUGCAUUCAUCUGUUCCUCCAUAUCUUGUCUCAAAAGUGAGAAAAUUGUCAUCAAAAUCAAGUUACUUCCUUUUAAGCUGUGAGGGGAGAAAUAGAGGCUUCAUAAUUUUUCAGCCUUCUCCAAAAGCAGAUGUUCUUGGUUUGAAACAUGAAAAAUAUAUGAGAUGGAGAAUACAUCUGGUUUUAUGUGUGAUUAGUGCUCUGUGAGAGCUUUCUCUUUUUUUCUUAAUUUUUUUGACAUUUUUUAUUUCACGAGUGUUAGGGAUGCCACGAUGUGUCAUGUGAUGGACAGAGGGCAGAUUGUGGCUAUCUGUUCUCUCCUUCCAUUGUGGGCUCUAAGGAUCAAACUCAGGUCAUCAAGCUUGGUUGCAAGUGCUUUUAUUCACUGAACCAGUAUUAUUGCCUGCACAGAAUAGCUUUCUAGUUGAAGGAGUGGUACUACACUUAGAGGCCACCAAAAAGCCCUAUUUGAGGAGCUGGGGCUCUCUCAGUUCCUUCCUCAGCGCCCCAUGACCAUGCUCUCUUUCCUUUUGUAUCCAGCCUCCUCUUCAUACCCCAGGCCAAGCCUCUUUCUCUUCAUUCCCUGUCUAAAAGAUUCCUCAGAAUCUCCCAUCAAAUGCCAGUGAACAUAGAUUUUGAGGUUAAAAAUAUGAGAGAAAAUUCAUUCAUCUCUCCCAGUGGGUUUUAUUGUAGUGUACCUGGUCUCAGAGUUUCUCUAAAACAAAGCUUUUCUCUAGGGUUUUCAUAGCAGACAAUCACCCUAGCAGCAGUUCUGUGUUUACAGGAGAAAAGUCUUCAUACAUUCCCAGCAGAAACGAAUACGCAUGUUCCGUGGCCCUGCCUGAUUUUCACAUGACUUCAUUUCCCAUCACUGUGACAGGACCCUAAUUUAAAUUUCCUUUCUCUUUGGAAUUACCAAAAUACUCUGCUGGCCUCUCAGUCAAGCAGGGUGGAGGGUUCAUUUCCUUUACUUCCUUGUAGGGAGAGUGUAGUAAGUAAUGGGGGCCAAGUUGGAGAUCAAGGGUCAGUGUUUGGUUUUAAAGAUUAGCAAAGUCAACAAAUGAUCCUUAUCAAAGUGUAAUUUUCAAAGAGUUAAAGCAUGAACUCAUCCAAAACUAUAUUUGGAUGAGAUGUCCAAGAUUUGUUUAACUUACUAAUGAAGGAACCAGCAUCAUGAUAAAGCUGGUUUGAAAAACUAUGUAAAGGCUGGGGAGAUGGUGUAGUGGGUUAGGUACCAUGCAAGUGUGAGGACUUGAGUUUGAAUCCCCAGUACACACAUAAAUGCCAGGCAGGUAUGGCAGCCUAUUUGGAAUCCCCAGAACAAGCUGACUAGCUAGACUAGCAAAAUUGUUAAACUCUAGGUUCAGGAAGACACUCUGCCUCAGUAGAAAAAGUACACAGAGAUCAAAGAAGACACCCAACUUCAACCUCUGGCUUCCACACACAUGCAUAUACAUAUAUACAUAGACAUACACAUGGAGAGAGAGAGAGAGAGAGAGAGAGAGAGAGAGAGAGAGAGAGAGAGAGAGAGAGAAAUACAUGGGAAUUAAACAUACAAUUACCUCAAAAAGAGACUGGUAUGAUGGCUCAGUGGUUAAGAGCAUUUGCUCUUCCUGCAGAAGAUCCUGGUUCAAUUCCCAACACCCACACCAUGGCUCACAGCUAUCUGUAACUCCAGUUCCAGGGGAUCCAUUUGCUCUUCUGGCCUCUGGGCACUGCACACAAGUGGUGCACAGAUAUACAUUCAGGCAAAACACCCAUAUAUUUAAUUUUUUCUUAAAGAAUUAUCUCAAAAAGUUAAUAAUUACCACAUAACCUAGAAGUUCCACUUGUAGGUACAUACUCCAUGGAACUGAGAACACUUGAACAGAUAUCUGUACAUGAAUGAUCUGAACAUGAAUGUUCAUGGCAGCAGUAUUCACAAUGGAAAGUUCAAAAUAACCCAAAUGGCUAUCAAUGAGAAGUAAAAUGCUGUGCUCUAUGUAGGAAAUGGAUUAUUUGACUAUAAAAUGAAGUUCAAAUACGUGCUAUAAUAUGAAUAAGUCCUGACAUUAUCCUAACUGGAUGAAGCAAAACCUAAAGAACGAAUUUUGUGUAAUCCCAUUUACAUGAAGUAUCUUGAAUAGGCAAAUUCAUAGGGGCAGAAAGUAGAUUAGAAAUUACCAGGGCCUGGGAGAAGGUAAGUAAUGGGAAAGCUAAGGAGUAAUGGAAAAUUACUGCACCUUUCAAACACAGACGUUUAGUGUGUGUGUGUGUGUGUGUGUGUGUGUGUGUGUGUGUGUGCAUGUGUGUGUAUGUGGAAGUCAGAGAACAACUUGCAGAGCUCAGUUCUCUCCUUCCUUUACUGUGGGUUCCAGAAUCAAAUGGAGGUCAUUAGGCUUGGAGCAGGAGCCUUAACCCACUUUCAGGCUUGGAAACUAUUGCUUGAUAGAUAUAGAGUUUCCAUCUGAGAUAAUGAAAAAUUAGGUAUGGAUAGUACUGGCCACUUUACAGCAUCAACUUCUUAAAAUACUUUUAAGGAAGGGUGGCUAGAGAGUUGAUGGCUUAGCUGUUAAGAGUACAUAGUGCAAAAAAAAUAUCUGACAAAAAAAAAAAAGAGUACAUAGUGCAGGGGUUGGGGAUUUAGCUCAGUGGUAGAGCACUUGCCUAGCAAGCGCAAGGCCCUGGGUUCGGUCCCCAGCUCCGGGGGAAAAAAAAAAAAGAAAAAGAAAAAAAGAGUACAUAGUGCUGUUGCAGAGGAUCUGAGGUAGCUCCCAGCUCCGGAGGGAUAUGACACCUCUGGCCUUCAUGGGCACCUGCACUCAUAUGCAUAGACACACACAUAAAGAGCCCACAUGAUGGUUCACAACUACACAUAAAUUCAGUUCCGAGGGAUCUGAUAUGCUCCUCUGACUGCUUAAGGAACCAAGUACACAUGUGGAACACAUACAUACAUGCAGGAAAGCAUUCACACAUGAAGGAGGAGGGGGGAGGAGGACGAGGAGAAGGAGGAGGAGGAAGAGGAGGAGGAGGAGGAGGAGGAGGAGGAGGAGGAGGAGGAGGAGAAGAAGAAGAAGAAGAAGAAGAAGAAGAAGAAGAAGAAGAAGAAGAAGAAGAAGAAGAAGAAGAAGAAGAAGAAGAAAAUGGAUACAUCUAAUAAUUUUUUAAAAAGAACUAGAAUACAGCUACAUGGUGGAAGUCGUGCCUAGCACCUCAACCAAAAAUAUUUUUAGAAGUAGAUAUGAGAGCCUUGAAAAGAAAAUUGAAGUACGAUUAAAAUGGUUGUUCUACAAGAUAAUAUAACUAUAAUUUUGGGGGACUACUUUUCCUGCUGAACAGAAUUAAUUUUAACCGCUAUCAGACAAAAAUCAUUUGCAGCUUAUCAUUCUCCCACAAGUUAACUCAUGACUUCACAGAGUCUGGGCCUGAAGUAAAAGUGCCUAAUAAUCUCGAGUUCUUCAGAUGGUGUGCUCACCUUUACCUGAGGGUUGGUCAGUGAUCUUUUCUGUGUUAUCAUGAUUUACAUGGUUUUUACUUCUUUCUUUCUCUUCCUUCCUUUCUUCCUCCUUCCUCUCUCCUCCUUCCCUCCCCCUCCAUCCUUUCUUUCCUCUUUUCUUCCUUUCUUUCAGAUAGUCUUUCCCAUAUUCCAGGUUAACCUCCUAUUUUACAAGUAGCAGAGGUUGAUCUUGAACUUCUUCUGAUCCUUUGACCUGGACCUGCACAGUGCUGGACUGACAAGGAUGCAUCACAGCAACACACUCUGUUUAUAGUAAGGAUCCAACCCAAGGCUUCCUGCAUAGUAGGCCAACACUCUUCCAAACAAGCUACAUGCCAGCUUAUGUUGUUUUUCCUAAUAGCACAAAGAAGGCAUGACAAAAAGCAAUCCCACAUGAGUCUUCUGAAAAAAGCUUUUGCUUUAGCUUCAAGGCCUGACUCUCGUGGGUAUUAGCAUCUUGGUGACAUCUUUUGGUACCACGUUUCAGACCUACUUGGGCCCAUACUGAACAUGACCAUCAGGCUGAUGACUCCUUUUGAUGUACCACCCCCAACUUACUCCUGAUCUAUUGCACAUUUCCUAGGACAUCUUACAGAAGCAUCUGGAAUCUGGCUAGAGUUUAGAAGAGCAUUCUCAAGUAUCCUUCCCCUUGGUGCCAGCCAGAAGGCGUCUCCUCACCCCUGACUAGCCUGUCUUGUCUGCAUACCUUUGAGCUUACAGAUAUUUUUACUGAAUGCUCUGUUCUUACAGCCUCUUUGGCCUAUGGCAAUGAAUCCUGAAUUUCAGUUAUCCAUGCACAUUUCAGUCACUAUUUGUACUCUUUCCUUCUUUCUCUCUCUCUCUCUCUCUUUCUUUCUUUCCUUUUUCCUUUCUUUUUUGCUUUUGUAUGUUUGUCUUUGGUUUUGCUUUGGGCUUUUGUUUUUUUCUUGAGAUAGCAUUUUGCUGUAAAAUAGCCCUGACUGCUCUAGAGCUCACUAUGUAGAUCAAGCUGGCCUUGGACUGAGCUCACUAUGUAGAUCAAGCUGGCCUUGGACUCACCACACUCCCGCCCUAGCUUCCCAAGUGUGGAACCAUAGCCAUGUGCCAUCAGGUCAGCUUAUCUGUGCCAUGUUCUAACUUCAAAAACACCUUUCGGGUUGGGGAUUUAGCUCAGUGGUAGAGCACUUGCCUAGCAAGUGCAAGGCCCUGGGUUCGGUCCCCAGCUCUGGAAAAGAAAAAAAAAGACAAGCAGUCUGAGAACUGCACUACACUGCACAAAAACACCUUUCAUUUAAAAAUGUUUUUAACUUCUCAAAAGUGAAGUUAGUGUGUUAAAGAAAAAGUUCACUAGAGUACCCCCCAACCACCUCCAUGUCCUGCUUGAUUCUAUUCUUUAAAUUUGUUGUUCUCUGACAAUUUCAUACAUGGGUGGAUACUGUGUCUUGAGCAUUUCACUCUUCAUUGUCCUCUCUCAUUCCUGAGGAAAAUGGCAGCCCCCUUUUGCAGUACCCAUUAACUGCCCACAGGCCUUCAGUGAGAUGUGCGGCUUCAUGAGCCCCUUCCCUAUGUCAAAACUGUUUGCUACCUUUGGUUUCACAGGAAGAUGGUGGCAGCCUUUGGGUCCUUCUACUGCUCAGUCUUCUUGUACACCUCAUCAGAGCAUUGAUGGCAAGAGCAGUAUACACUCCUAACUGCUGAGCCAUCUCUCCAGCCCAAUAUUCAUUCAUGUUUAAAUUUUUGAUUCAGGCAUUGGCUUUGCUUGUUUUCCUGGUGAGUUAAGUCCAUUAACCUCUAGUCAUAUGCAUAGUUUGUGACCAUUUUCUCCCGCUCUUUCUUUUGUUUCUUUACUCUUGGUUACCUCCUUUGCUAUGGAGAUUCUUUUGCAUUAGACAUAAUUCCAUUUGCUAUAUUUUAUUUUUUGAGAUUUUAUUUUUUUAUGUGCAUGGGUAUUUUGCCUGCAUAUAUGUCUGCGCACUGCCUGUGUGCAGUGUCGGCAGAGGCCAGAAGAGGGCACUGGAUGGAUGUUAGCUGCCAUGCAUUUUAUGCGAUCGAGGGUUUUGCCUGCCCAUGUAUGUAUGUAUGUAUGUAUGUAUGUAUGUAUGUAUUUAUGUACUAUUGUUAUUAUUGUACUAUUAUUAUUAUUAUUAUUAUUAUUAUUAUUAUUAUUAUUAUUUACACCACAUGCAUGCUUGGUGUUCACGGAGGUCAUAAGGGAGAAUCUGAUUCCCUGGAACUGGUGUUAUAGAAGGUAGUAAACAUCAAUGCUGAGAAUUGGACCUGGGUCCUCUGCAAAAGCAGCAAGUGCUCUUAACUGUUGAGCCAUCUCUCAAGUCCCUGCUUAUGAGUCUCGAGCUAAGUUUGGACUGUCCAAGUCAAUGCACAGCCAGGCUCCCCAAACAGUUCUACUUAGUGAUGAUUCAAAAGUACAAGGGAAGCCUUUCUUUCAGCUGGUUGUUUAGCAUGGAGACAAGGCAAGGCAUCUCCUCUGUCUGCCAAUGUUCUUCAGUUUUUGUGACUGUCACCCUCAUACUGGAGCGUGUCUGUCCAUUGAGGGACCUAAGUAUGUUGAGUCAAAUAUGAAGUGUGCUUGGGGUAAAUGUUCGCUCCAACCUUACAUGCAGUCACACCUUUUUCUGUGAGUUUACUACUGCAAAGUAGUACAGUGAAGCUCUCUUUCUAAGCUUCCAACAGCCUUGCAAAUGUGGAGCUCUGGCCUGGUCCCUACCUGUCAUUAGCAAGAUUCUCUCCAUCUAAGGCAAAGACAUUUACAAGUUACCUCCAUGGUAUCUAGCUCUGUAAUAUAAAUGGCAUUAUUUCUUUUGCCCAGGAGAAUAGGAUAGGUAGAUGAGAAAGCCUUCUUAGUCCUCCUUCUUCUAAAGUCCAUGACAUUCUAUGAGGUAGAUGAUUCUCUGGUGGUUUAUCUGUCCCAACCCCCUUUGAUGGAAACAGGGUGACAGCAAAGUCACCCUAUUCUUAGUAGUGGGCAGUGAGCAUCCUUGUGCAUUUAUCUGUGCACACAGGCAAGUGUUCUCCUAGUAUAGCUUUAUGCAAGUUCAGCUAUUAGAUCAAAUAGGGCAUGGACAAGUACAUUGGCUAAGCACCAAAAUAUUGCCCUCAAAAGGGGUCUAGGGGGGUAGCUUGGUGAUAGAUACUUGCCUACCAUGCACAGGCCUUGAGUUCCAUCAUCAGUGUGAUAAAAUAAAAGUUACACUCUCACUCUUUCCUGCAGCUAUUGUGUUCCUACAUAUUCAGGCUACAACUUUCCUAUGAAUGAACCAUGUCAAAUAAACUAUGAAUAUUCAUAAUGGUGUAGCACGGUUUCUUGUUUGUUUGUUUUGAGACAGGGUUUCCUUAUAUAUCCCACACUGGUCUUGAAUUCACAGCAAUUCUUCUGCCUUAGCUUCUUAAGUGCUGGGGUUACAAGUGUGCACCACCACGCCCAGAUAUGACAACUUGGUUAUUUUUGUAUGUAUGCAGUGUAAGUAGGUAUAUGUCUGUGCAUGUGUAGGUGUGUGUGCACAUGUGCACACAUGCAUGGAGGCUAGAGGUUGAUGGUCAGUGCCCCCCUCUAUUGCUCUCUCUCCCGUUUUGUGAGACAUGGGUCUCUCACCGAGCCUACAGUUCAUCCUGGCUGGCGUUUAACCAUUUGUAAAGAUUUGCCUGGCCAUCUGUACACCAUCUUCCUUCAGCACUGGAAAUACAGACAUGCUAUCAUGCCUGGCUUUUUACAACGGUCCUUCAGAACCAAACUCAGGUCUCUUUGUUUGUGUAGCAGGCACAUUACUGACUAAUCCAUCUCCCCCAGCUCCCGAUAUUAUUUUCAGGAGAGAGGUGGGGAACACAGUAAUAAAUAAAAUUGUGUGCUCCACAGUGGAAUACUACAUACCACCAGCUUGCCUGAAAAACGCUACCUGUAUCAACAUGGAUGUCUCUCGCAAACAUGCCAUGAGGCAAAGAGAGCUCAUUGUAAAAAGGUUAUUUAUGUACAAUUAGAUGUGGGUCAAAAUAUACAAAGCAAUAUGAAAUAGCUUAUGAUUUGUGAGCACAUACACAGCACCUUUUUAAGUAUGCGUGUGGGACAGAGACAUCCAGUUCGGGACAGCGCUUCCUCUGCAGUUGGGGAGGCACAGAAGCUUCCGCUGGGGCAAAUAUGGCAAAAUGAAUUUGUUUCUAAUGGUACUUUUGCAUAGCUUGAAAUAGCUCAGCAUCUAAAAUGAGAGGGAAAAAAAGCAAGGCAGAGGCUGUUUCUGCUGCUCCUUUUUUCUUCAAUAGGAGACUGGGGUGCAGGCUCUUGGAUAUCUGGUACCUUGGAGAGGCAGAUACUCUUCACAGGAAAAGGCCUCUGAAAGUGUGCUUUCCCCAGACACUGCAAUAAACCCUUGGGAUGGAUCGUUUGGACGAUAUAAUUGUUGCCUUCCAAGUCCACAAGGACAGUGACUCCUGAGUUUUGUGACUGUCACCCUCAUACUGGAGUCUGUUUGCCCAUUGGGAGAACUCUGAGUAUAUUGAGCCAAAUAUGAAGGGUGCUUGGGGCAAAUGUUCGCUCCAACCUUAGAUGUGACCACACCUUUUUCUGUGAGUUUACUACUGCUUCGUGGCCCAGUGAAACAGGAGCAUUCUAACACUUCCUAGGACCAGCAUUUUGCCAUGAUGCCUGCCUCAUUAAAUGACACAGUGGAGUCAUUGGGCCUUAUCAGGACCACUGGAUCUAAAGCUGAAACCAGGAUGGGUGGGGAAGGCUGUCUUUCUGUGCUUGGCCCCUGUUGCCAUGGGCCCUGUUGCCAUGGUUCCCAAGCAGUUUCACUUAUGAUUUCCCUCAACCUCUUGCUUAUGGCACCCAUCAGCAAGCAGGACAUAGAAAGUCGCUCAUGCAGACCAGGAAGAAAGCUGAUAACAGAAAAGACGAGCGAGGAAGGGGAGUAAUUAAGCAAACACGUGGAAAGAGGAGGUGGAAGGAAUUUGGUGUGAGGCCCAGAAACAGUUUGGGUUUUAUGUUUUUUUUUUAAUCUUUUUGAGAUGUAAUGAACUGAAGAGGCUGGGUCAGAAUUUGCUGAGAAGUCCCCAUUAUGUAGCUACCAUGUGGCAUGGGUACAGCAACUCCAUGACCUGGAUUUCCAAAAAAAAAAAAAAAAAAGUCCUAGUUUUAAGGAUUCUGUUCUUUGUCAGACCAAGAAUCCUGAUUUUUGAUUCAGGAAAUAAGGUCACUGUAGUUACAGUGUCUCUCUAAGUCAUCCAAGAAAGCCUGAUUUAGAAUCCCUCCCCUGGCUGGUUGGCAGGGAGCCCCCACAGGACCUGCCUCUGGGCCCUAAAGGCCUGAGUGAAGUGGCCUCUUAUUCAGCCAAGAAAUAUCAAAGUGCUGCGACUCCACACUGCUUUCUUCAGUUUUGUAGUUCUCCAAGGAGACAGAGCCAGAAUGGCAUGGCAUUGUGACCCUGUCAGAGCUGCAUUUCAAUGCAGCUGCAUUAACUCGGUGGAAGCAGUACUUGGCGCCUUGCUUUCCUCACCUAUAAGAUGAGAACACAUAAGGCCUGUGGCAGGGUUACUCGGAGCAUCAGCUGAGAUGUUUGCUACCUUUAGAGUGCAGUGAGAAUAUUAGCGGUUACCAUUCACUCCUUGGUAAUCUCUGGUGGCUGAGGCAGGAGGAUUGCCAAGAGUUUAAGUCUAGACUAGGCUCUAUAGUGAGUUCCAGGUCAGCAUGAGCUGCAGAGUGAGACCUUACCUUAGAAAGAAGAAAAGAAAAGCAAAUCCACUCCUUCAUUCAAUAAAUAAAUGUGUCCUUUGUGCCAGCCAUGAGGCCGAGCCUGGGGACAUGAAGGUGAGCAAAAAUCAGACAGGGUCCUUGCUGGCAGGACGGUUUCAAAAGAGGGUUAGGGAGACUUUUGUUAAAGAUUACCUCAUGCAAAGUCCAAGCAGAAGAGAUAUAUAGCAGAAGAGUUCUUUACUUUGUGAGACAGAGUCUCGCUGUGUACAGCCAUGGCUGUCCUGGAACUCUAUAUAGACCAGGCUGGACUUGAAUUCAUUAGAGAUCCUAUUGCCUCUGCCUAUAGAGUAUGGAGGAUUAAAGAUGUACACCACCACAGUCAGCCUGAAUUCCUUUGUUUGUGUUGAUUUUAUUAUAGAUGUUUAGGUUAGCAUACAAAGAGACUGUUUCGUUGUGACAUUUUCUUUCGUUUUUUUUUUAUCUUUAUUAACUUGAGUAUUUAUUUACAUUUCGAAUGUUAUUCCCUUCCUGGUUUCCUGGCCAACAUCCCCCUAAUCCCCCCCUCCCCUUCUAUAUGAGUGUUCCCCUCCCCAUCCUCCCCCAUUACCGCCCUCCCCCCAACAAUCCCGUUCACUGGGGGUUCAGUCUUGGCAGGACCAAGGGCUUCCCCUUCCACUGGUGCUCUUACUGGGCUAUUCAUUGCUACCUAUGAGGUCAGAGUCCAGGGUCAGUCCAUGUAUAGACUUUAGGUCGUGGCUUAGUCCCUGGAAGCUCUGGUUGGUUGGCAUUGUUGUACAUAUGGGGUCUCGAGCCCCUUCAAGCUCUUCCAGUUCUUUCUCUGAUUCCUUCAAUGGGGGUUCCAUUCUCAGUUCAGUGGUUUGCUGCUGGCAUUCGCCUGUGUUUGCUGUAUUCUGGCUGUGUCUCUCAGGAGCGAUCUACAUCCGGCUCCUGUCGGCCUGCACUUCUUUGCUUCAUUCAUCUUGUCUAAUUGGAUGGCUGUAUAUGUAUGGGCCACAUAUGGGGCAGGCUCUGAAUGGGUGUUCCUUCUGUGUCUGUUUUAAUCUUUGCCUCCCUAUUCCCUGCCAAGGGUAUUCUUGUUCCCAUGACAUUUUCAUAUAUGUGUCAUUGUAUUUUGUUCUCAGUCAUUCCCUUUCCCAGUACCCUCCUUCCAUGUCUCCUGCCUAUCUCUGCCUGGUUCCCUAAAUUGACUGCUUGCACUGGGGGCAUGGCUCAGUGGAAGAAUACUUGUCUAGCAUGAAAGUAGUGUUGAGUUCCUAUAAACAAAUAGAUGUUUGUGGCUGCUAGGUAGAAUCCAGAAGGCAGGAGAGAGUGCUUUGGGGAAUUUCUGCCCACUAUGGCAGUUUAUGCUAAGUAAUGGUAAUGCCGGUGUGUGAAAUGAUCAGAUAUGUGUAGAUUUUAGAAAUGGAAUCAAUGGAGCUGACUGAGGAAUUGAUUGUGGGGUGAGGAACACACAGUAGGUAUUUUGACUGACAGUACAUGCACGACUUAGAUCACUUCGAGUAGCAGCCAGUCCCAAAGCUGCCGAGGGGCACUGUUUAAGGUUCCAUGUCCCUUAUGUAGAGCAGUGUGAUGCUAGUCCUUCAGUCCAGAAAUCAGUUGCUAGACUUCAUCGUCAAUAACCAUUUAGUAUUUUAAAAAUUUGCCUUGGUGAAGAAUAAUAAAUCCAGAUAUUCAUCGGCUUUGCAUUUGAUGCAGAUUUCCCUUUAAAGGUAAAUCCUCCACUCCCAAGGAUUGAAUGGACUAUUACUUUAAAAAUAGCAUAGUUUUCAUUAAGGGAGGCUGUGGAAAACAUUGUUCAGUCUACAAUCUCUAGGAGGGGGAAGUAUAUGUGCUUUGAAUUGGAUUCCUUUCAAACCUUUAGCCCAAUAGCUUUCUGUUCUGAGAGGCCAGAAGACAAGAGGGUCUGAAAGGGGAAGAGACAGUAAGGGCCAAGGACAAACUUGAGUCUCCUAACUGCAGGUAAGCAUGCAUUUGAGUUCCCAAGGAGACUUCAUGCAAAUGAUUUAUUGUCAUAUUUUGCAAGCUUUUGCUCCUCACUGCAUUAGCUCCUUAAACCUUUCUUUUAAGCAGAGCGGGCAUGGGGUUCAAAUAGGCACCCAAGGCCCCUCUUUAUUUGAAACUGUUUGAUGUGCACUGAGAAUGAGCUCAAUAAAGAAUGUGCUAUUUUCCCACACCACUUGUCCCCGCACUCAUCAGCAGGGCUUGCCUUUCUCAAUCCGUGCGGGCCCACCCUUCAGAAGCCAUUAUCCACUGACAAUUGGUGGGGAUCUCUUGUCUUUUCUCCCUCUCUCAAUUAAACUCUAAGGACUGCGAUUCCCAUCUGCCUCAGAGCAAACAAAUCUCUCGUUACACCUACUUCCCAGAAGCUGGAGAGCUUUUCUCCUUUCUCCAACCUCUAUAGUUCUCCUUUUCAGAAUGCUUGACCCUCUUAGCGAUUUUAAACUGCAGGUGGCAAUUAAAUUGGUUUCCCAAAGUUGAACCAAGCCAUCUCACCCCCUACAUUUACCCCAUCCCUGGUGACCCUUGAACCAUAAAAGAAAAAAAAGAAUCAUUUUGUGAGCUGCUAUUUGUCUCUCCCUAAGCAGGCCUAUGUAAAUAUAAAUGUGACGUAAUCGCUAAGCAAGAUGCUUUUUCUCUAGAUGAGUCUUGCUGUCCACUGUGCACACGGCUGGCUAUGGUACCAACAAUGGCAUGGUGCCCUGCCUCAACCCUUUUAACACAGAGGUCAGCCCUGCUUAAGGGGAGCCAAGGGCCAACAAAAAGGGAAUGGCUCUUCAUUCACAGAUCCUUGUGGGAUUUGAAAGUGGAAGAGGAGAAGGGACAGAAAAGGAAGAGGAAGAAAGAAGAAAAGAAGAGGGGUGCUUACAAGGACACAAAUAGAGACAGCGGUGCAAAUAGAAAGUGGUUUAUUUUUCCUUUAAUAGUCUGGUUAUACGAUGUAUUCUAGGACAUUAUCUUAAUGUACGGAAUGGUAAUCUAUUUUAUCCAGUUUUGUUCUUGUGGUUUCCAUUAGGGAAACCUCACAUGUGUUAACAUUUCAAAUAGUACUGAAAGAUCUCAAAGGAAAAGAGCAGGUCACAGUCCUGUUCCCACCUCCACCCUACCCCCACCCUUUGCUCUCAAGUUCUCCACACACUACCUGGAGGGCAGCAAUGGGAACAGUAACUCCUGUGUCAUUACAGACUCCUUCCCUAUGUAUGUAAGCCUGUGUAUGUUUCACAUGUACAUUGAAGAUGGCACUGUGCAUGCUGGCCCUCGAUUUUUCGUUCGUUUAUUGUUAUUCGUUAUUUGGGUUUGAGACAGCAUCUUGCUAUGCAACCAAAGCUGUAGUACUUCAACUUGUGCCCUUUCUGCUUCAGCCUCUAGAAUGCUAGGAUUGCAGAAGUAUACUGCCACACCCUCCAUUUGCCCUUCCCCCACUCUGUACAAACUGAACCUAGGGCCUCACAUCUGCUAGACAAGCUCUGUGCACUCUACUACUAAGGCGUAUGUGUCCUCAGCCUUCUAUUUUAAGUUUUUGAGACAGGAUCUUGCUGAGUUACCCUAUUGGUCUUGAACUCACUUUAUGGCUCAGGCUAGCCUAGAAUCUUUGAUCCUCUUCAGUUUCCUGAGUAGCUAAGAUUAUAGGCAUACACCACCAUGCCCUGUUUUUGCCUCCCUCACCCCACCCCAUCUCGAGCCCUGCCUUUUAAUUUACUAUUAACUCUAAUGUUUUCCCGCUUCCUCUUUGUCUGUGCUAGGGACCCAGGGCUGUGCAUGUGCUAGGAAGGUGCUCUGAGCUCUAACCCCAGCCCCCAUCUGUGUGGAUGCAGCGUGAUGUAUGGAACCAUCCCUACUGGUGGGCAUGUGCUUAAAAUAGAAGAUCCAGCACCAUUCCAACCAAGACAAAUGUUAUGAGAACCACAGUAACGAGGCACAUAAGGGAUUUUGGAUUUUCCAGUAAUGCUCAAAUGUUACACAUAGAGAUCUGAAAAUGCUGCCUUUGCUCUUACAUGCAGGAGCUGGUUUUAGAUUAUCAUCUAUUUUGUUCCAUUCACCUAUUUAGCAGUUUUGGCAGUAGCAGCCUCCAUUUCCAGGAGUCACAUUUCAAAAAUAAAAAGAGCCCUAGAGCCCUAACUCAGCAUUGCAGCAUUUAACAAACAGGUAAAGCCCAGAGUUCUAGCUCUAGCACUAUAAAAAAAGGAAAAGAGGUGAGAUUAAUUUAAUGUUAUAUUUUUAUUUAAUCCAAUAUGUAACAAAAUAAAACCACAUGUAAUCCACAUUAAAAUUAUUAAAGCGGGGGUUGGGGAUUUAGCUCAGCGUUAGAGCAUUUGCCUAGCAAGCGCAAGGCCCUGGGUUCGGUCCCCAGCUCCAAAAAAAAAAAAAAAAAAAAAAAAAAAAAUUAAAGCAUUGUCCAUUUCCAUUGUUGGAUUUUGAAAUCUCGUGUGGAUUUUACAAUUCCAUCCAAUUUUAAAUGCUGAAGAGCCACACGUGGCUGGUGGAGAUGGUAGUGGACAGUGGAGGUUGAGCAGGCAGGGAUAUCUAAAAUGUCAUCUGAGCUGUGAGCCUCUGAGGUUGGUAGGGAUGGAUUAGGAAGUAAAAUGGUGCGACUUCUCAGGACCUGUCCAGCUUUGAGCUGUGAGCAAAGGUACCAAAGACCCAAAGGUCCUCCUCUUUUCAAUGGGUUCCAGUUCUACUGGCCAGAGAUGAAGAAAGCACUUGCUACUCGGGGGUAUUCUGAGACCCAGCACCGGUUCCCCUCCAGAGGCAGCCCUUCUUACAAGUUUCAUUGCAUUUAAGAGCCAGUACCCAUUUCCUUUUUUAUCAAAACUGAGUUGUGUGGCAACAGGGCUUUGAGGAAAGCCCUAACUCUGAGGUCAGGGAGGGUGUGGUGGGAGGAACCCACAUUGUGGCUUACUCAACUGUGAGAUCUUAACUCGGGUGGCCCACAGCUACUGUGGUCCUAUGCAGCAGUAGUGACAGCCAUGGCAUCACAGCCUGGAGCGUGGAAUGCUGCAGCUAACUCGGGUCGGGAAAAUGCGACAGCGACUGCCCACUCGAGGUCGUCAUGGCGACAGCCAGUGAACGUGUUCCUCUCCUCGGGCAGGCCCCCGAGUGUAGAGGAACUGCUUCGCGAGGCGCAGCUCAAUCUCCAGAGCCUGUUGCAAGAAGAAUAUGAGGAACAGUAUUCGGAGGCCAGACUUCUGGGGCAGACCUUCCGCUCUUCCGAUGAGGCCCCUGAGCCUACUCCCAGCCCAAGGCCCCAGUCUGCCAAGCGUCUGGAGUUUGUAUUGAUGCCUGCAAAAUGGCAGCUGAGCGAAGAUGAGACCACGACCCAGGGUGUGAGGGCCCCGGAGGCCUGCCUGAGCCUGUGUACUGCCGACAAGCAAAUUGCCUGGAAUCGCCCCUUCCCUCUACCCAUCCUAAAGGAGAAGCGCUGGCUUCAGUCCUGCUCCAUACAGUCUGACCUUGUGCCAAUCAACACCUCCGGGCAGCAGUUUGAUAGACAUGCAAGUUUUCGACACUCGUUGUUUAACACAGAGACAGCCGUGAACCCCAAGUCCACCCUGAGGCGGAGGCGGACCAUUAUUGGAUUCUCUAACUUUUCUCAGCGAGACCAAGGUCACAGCAGCAGCCCCACAGGCAGCCUGGCCCACUCUGCCACGUCAGACAUCAGGCCUGGCCACCCAGCUCCACAAGUUGUUCAGGGAAGAGUUGCUGUUGGGCAAGAAGCUCGGUUCCCAAGUCUCACCUCGCCAGGACUGAGACACUCUUCUAGUGAGCCUGGAGACACUCACCAGGCACGCAGUGGCCCAGACCCUCCCAGCAUGGAGAGCAUGGCAGUGGUGUACAGUGUCCCCAGUUCUUGCAAUGGACCAACAGAGUCAACGUUCUCCGCUUCCUGGAAGGGAGAUGCUUUCACAUACAUGACCCCAAGUGCCAGCAACCAAGGCAAUCAAGUCAGUGAAAAUGGAAAAAACCCUUCCUCGGGGAAUUCUUGGGUCCCUCUGAACACACUCCCACCUCUGGUUCCUAAGGAAGCGGCCACACUCUUUGUCACCCGUGAUAAUCCAGCAGGAUGCCCUGGGCUACCCAGCUACUCUGAGCAUCCCACUCUACGAAGACAGAUACCAGAAAGACCUCCCAAGAUUGGCCUUCUUCCCCGUGGUGCCUCAAGGCUGGAAACAGGCCCAGGUGGGACCAACAGGUUCCGGGAGCGGUCACUGUCUGUACCCACAGACUCGGGUGUUACCUCAGUGGACUAUGACGAAGAACAGAAGGUCAAUGAGGCCCGCAUCCUGCCUUAUGCCAGUACAAGCUCCGAGGGCAGUAACAGUACUGACAACAUUGCGGCCCUCAGCACUGAGCAGGAGGCACGGCACAGAAGGCAAAGAUCCAAAAGUAUUUCACUCAAGAAGGCCAAAAAGAAGCCCUCUCCACCCAUGCGAAGUGUCUCACUCGUCAAAGACGAGCCAGCCGUCCCACCAGAAGGCGAACUGGUACUGCCCAAGGACCAGAGGCCCAGGAGCCUUUGCCUUUCCUUGGAACACCAAGGGCACCACCCACCUCACCCAGAUGCUCAAGGUCACCCAGCUGUGCCAACGUUCAAAGAUCCAGAAGGUACGCAGUUCUCUCACCACUGGUAUCUUACUGACUGGAAGUCUGGUGACACCUACCAAUCCUUGUCCAGCUCCAGCACUGCCACUGGCACCACAGUCAUUGAGUGUACUCAAGUUCAGGGAAGCUCAGAGUCUCUGGCCUCCCCUUCCACCUCCAGAGCGACAACACCCUCCCAGCUCUCCAUUGAGGUGGAAGCCAGGGAAGUAGCCUCCCCUGGGAGGCCCACUGGACUGAUGUCUCCUUCCAGUGGUUACUCCAGCCAGUCAGAGACACCCACACCUACUGUCUCCAUGUCCUUGACCCUGGGCCACUUACCUCCUCCAAGCACUAGCGUCCGAGUUCGUCCAGUGGUACCAGAAAGGAAGUCAUCACUGCCCCCAACAUCACCAAUGGAGAAAAUCUGCAAGUCACGGUUAUCAUUUGACCUACCAUUGACCUCUUCAACCACCCUGGAUCUGUCGGGGAUGAGUAUCUCCAUCCGAAGUAAAACCAAGGUGAGCCGCUAUCACUCUGACACCAAUUUUGGAGCCAAACUAGUACAGAAAACUAGUCCAAACCAACCGAUCAUGCCCAUGGUUACUCAGUCUGACCUCCGUUCUGUUCGCCUGAGGUCAGUCAGCAAGUCUGAGCCGGAAGAUGACAUUGAGAGCCCAGAUUAUACAGAAGAACCUGGAGCAGAAGAAGUCUUCACCUUGCCAGAGAGAAAAGUGAAACCUCCCAUAGCCGAGAAACCUCCACUGGCCCGAAGGCCUCCAAGUUUGGUCCACAGGCCGUCCUCUCUCCCUGGGGAGUACCCACUAACUUCUCCUACUAUGGCCAUGACACCCAGGAGCUCUAUUCCACACAUGAAGCAGCUCCCCCAAGACAGCUACACAGUGUUGCGGAAACCAAAGUCACCCAGCUUCCCCGUUGGGAGGAGCCCUGGGGAAUCAACAGCGGCCUCCAGCCUUGUCUUCUCACCUCUUGCCAGUUCCUCUGGUGCUUUCUUCUCAGGAACACAGCAACCUCCCCAGGCCAGUGUAGAAGACGGGGACCCCAAGGUGAGAGCCCUGCCUGAAAGAAUCAGCCUCCAGAGCCAGGAAGAAGCUGAGAAAAAGAUGACCAAGAUUCCACCUCCGGUACCAAAAAAGCCCAGUGUGCUCUACCUGCCUCUCACCUCCCCUGUAGCUCAAAUGGAUGCCUGCAUGGCAGAACCAAGGCUGCCUUUCAGCCCCAUCAUCACCCUGGAGGAAGAUGCCAAGUGUCCCUCCACUGGUGAUGACCAGAAGUCACCUGGUAAAAGAGUGACUUCGACUCUUCACAUUGACAGAGAAAAAGAGGCCACCUCUCCAGGGAGGUCUGUGGAACCGAGUGCCGAAGAGAAAAGUUUAAUCAGUGAUAAAACAGCCGAGUGGAUUGCGGAGGACGAUGAUGACGUGUUUGUAGCUUCUCGCACAACUGAAGAUUUAUUUACUGUGAUACACAGGUCCAAAAGAAAGCUACUGGGCUGGAAAGAGACUGGUGAGGGCUUCACAGGAAGCAGACCCAGCUCCCAUUCACCAGUGAAGAAUACAGCUGAGUCUCCCACUGGUGAGUCUGCUGCUGCCCCGGGGCCAAGUGGCAGUGCCUGCCUAGAUGCUGGUAGAAAUGAUGAUUUCAAGGCCUUGCUCCAGAAGAAGGGAAGUAAGGCAACUCCCAGGACCCGCCCGUCAGCGGCCGAGCUGCUGAAGUCCACUAACCCUCUGGCUCGAAGAAUCAUUGCACAGUUCUCAAAAGACUACGAACCCACUGACAACCCCAGUACCUAAGCCCUGCUUCUUACUUACUAGACCUGAGUAGAGAAGGAGGAAGACAGAGGGCUUUAGAAAGGAACCAACCACAGGAAUGACAAAAGAAUCAUUGUCUUUGACGUUAACUCACACUCUGGACAGCAGAGAGGACAACACAAUGGAGCUCACCGGGCACUCGGAAGGGCUUCAGACCGUCCGCAUUACCAUUCUUUCAUUCUUGCCAUGACUGAACAAUGGAGUCCUACUUCUUGUCUCCCGGCACUGUGCUCUAAGAGAGCCUCGGAUCAGAGAGUCUGCAUACCACCUUUCAGCGUCCUAGCUUCUUUGUCCAUUGACUCCUGUCACUGAGGGGCACAGUAGGGAGAACAGAUUAGGGACUUCCAAACCAGGCCUGGGGACAGAGGGUACAGUUCCACUGCUGAUUAUCUACUCUCUUGAAGAGGCCUUGAUGGCCCUAUGUGAAGACACAGAAAGACACCGAGGCCUCCUCAACCACAGUGUGACUUUCCCCCAGAGAGAGUUCUGCAGGUGUGCACUAAUUACGGCAUGGGGUUGAUUGGAUGGCUUUUGUGGUGCAAAAUAUGAAUGUGACUCUUCAAAACUUCAUGCCUUUUUCAGUUUGAUUGUCUAUGCGGAGAUCAGGGUGAUGAGUUUUAAUAAACUUCUAGGACCUCCCUCCCCCCAUUAGCUAGAAAAGAUGGGACUGGGUGGUGUUGACUGAACCAAGCUCAGCAAAUGAAUGGGACAUUUUGUUCACUCACGUCUAGCCAAGGUAACUCGCAUGCGUGCCUUGAGGUCUUUCAAGUGUCUGUCGACAUGGGUAGCCAGGAUCUGUGCCCAGCUCAUGCUGUAUACUCCAAGAACUCUCAUUUCACUUGCAUGUAACAUUCAUUACAGGAAGUAUUGUAGGUGAAGGCCUGGUGUCACUGAAGGGUCCAGGAGUAGAAAGUAAGUGUAUCCUGUCCCGAUACCAUUCAAUUCAGACUGUGCUUGUUUUGUGCUUGCUUGGGUUUUGUUUAAAGAAAGUCUGACUCUUUCAAAAAAAGUCGAGAACCUGUACACUGAAAAAAGAUCUACUCAAAAUCAAAAAGGUAGCCUUGCUACGACCCGGAAUACAAAAGGGCUACUUUUCACCAUCUAGGUACUGCUAUUUGGCCAACUUUCAGUUAGCUGUGGUGGAGGACAACAGAGGAGCUAAGAUCAGUAGAACGCAGACAGACUUCCAGAACAAUCACCAUUACCCCUUCUUUUCCCAAGUCCACAGGCACUGGCCGUUCUUGUCAACUCAAUUUUGUAAGCAGAGCAAGAGUUCCUGAUUUCCAUAUACCUGGUUUCUCAGUGGCUAGGGAUGAGAUAGGCAAAACACUGAGCAGAGAGAGACCCUGCUGGUCUGUGUUAGAAAGUUCACUGUCUUCUGGUCCCAAGGGACCAAAAGGAAAUGAACUUGUAGCAUGCUUUGCAAAAACAAACGAACGACAAACAAACAAACAAACGAACAAACAAAAACCAAAAAAACAGUUCCCCUUCCUUCUGUACCUCUGCCCCCUGCACCCCUGCCCUACCAGAUUCCUUGCUCAGUCUCCUGGAGGAUGCAGCUAGAGACCAGAGACAAGCAGAUCUCCAUUUUUGAUAAUCCCUCUCAAUGAGAAUCAAGCUCUUAGCUCCACUGCCCACACUCCAGCAAGGCAACGUGGCUGAAACUGAAAUAAAACUCCACCGAGUACUGAGAAGACUCAGACCCCUGGCAUCCUUCGUUGGGUUGGUCUAAUUCUGAAUUCUAGACAAAUGAAAAUAGGUCAAGCUCACCAACUGUCUUCUAGUAUUUCUCUCUCUCGGAAUUAAAAAAAAAGAAAACUCUCUUAAAUAAUACGACAGUUCUGAGGAACUCUAUUUGUUUUGGAAGUGUUUGAAACAUUUGACAUGAAGAUCUUAACCAAGUUUCGUAAGUUUUGACUGAAUUCAAACAAGAGUCAGGCAGGAAUGUGCUAUACAGUUUUAAUCCCAGCACCCGGAAGAUGAAGCCAGGCAGAUCUCUGUGAGGUUGAGGUCAGCCUGAUCUACACAACUAGUUCCAGACUGCGCUGGGGCUACAUAGUGAGAUCUGGACUUCAGUCUUUUCCUUAGUUUCUAUAGAAGUAUCGCAGCUGACCUGAACUCAGAACUCCAAAAGACAGAGGCACUUACCUCUGUAGGGAGAUGAAGGAGCAGAUGUCAAGGCUUUUGUCUAACAGAAGCAAAAGGCUGCCUGCCUCUGCUCCUCAGAACCAUUGUGAAUUGUUGAACGUAUGAGCGUAUGGGGCUCUGUAUAGGGCUUGCUACUUUUGCUGAUUUUUUUUUUUUUUGGAAGCGUCUUGGUUGUUCCUUCUCAUGGGUUUUGCCUCUCCCCUCACCUUGCUACCUCUGAAGGUGUCCCCCCAAAAGAUUGUAAAACUGAAUGCUUAGACCGCUUGAGGUGGUUUCAGUUGCCUAAACCCUUGCUUUCCUCUGCAAAACUCUGUGGGCCUGGGAUGUUUAGAACGCUUCUGCAUCACAGUGACCCUCAGAAGCCCAUUAGCACAAGAUGGUUUGGGGCAGAGACUUCACAGUCAGAGAAAAGACUUAGGCCUGGGAGUGUCCAUUCAGUGUUUGCAGGAAUGGACCUAGUUCUAAAGAAACCAGAUUAUGGGGGGAGGGGUAGUCUGUCAUUGAUAAGCACACCAUCAAGCAUCUUUCUAAUACUUAACCUUCUCCUACCCUUAACAUCAUAAACACCAACUCUCUUCCCUGGGUACAUGUGCUACCUGUGAGACUGGGGGAGAGUUGGGGAGAAACCCCUUUCAGGGAGGUUCUCCAGGAAGUUGCUACCAGAGUAAUCUCUAUAGGUGGCAUACACAGGGAGUUGGGGGAAAAUCAUUUGGCCCCAGGUAGUCGGCCUCUGCUUCAAGCUUUUUGUAUCCCAUUUCUUUCCAGCUCCCAUGUUUAGAGGCAGGUGGCUCUGUUAGAGUAGCCUGGAUAUAGUCAAGGAUUGGUGAGACGACCCCUACCCCCACUCCAAGAUGCAAUUAAUGCUUUGCACUUGGUGGGUAUAUAUUUGUGGUUCAAAUACGAGUGGUGGAGAGCAGGUUAGUCUUAGUACAAAGGCUGACUUCUCUUGUGGCUCCUCCCCUUUGCCUAUACUCCUGGCCUGCAUGGGCCUCCCAACUGGCUCCAACUUGUCCUUCAGUCCUAACAUCCGUGAACUGCACCAGUACCAACAGCUCAACCACGAAAGAGUCAAGGCCAUGGACAGCCAAUACAUUCCCGUUAGCUUCAUGACCACAAGGUUAAGGUUCCCCCAACAAGCAUUCUGCCUGAUGUCUUCUUUAUCUAGACAAUACAGAUCCAGUUGUCUGUGUAACUUGUUAUUCUGAGCAGAUCUACCCAUGCAGUUGUCCGCCCCCCCCCCCACCUUUGAACCAGUCAGGAAAAAAAAAAAAGACUAGUUAUCUAUCACUCAGUGCUCUGUUGCUCACUGCUCCGCCCUCUAUGUUCGCCGAGUCUGUGGCACAAUGGUGAGCUUUUCCUUUGAUAUGAUUUGCCAGGGCCAGGACUAGGGUGAGGCGAUUGGGGAGACGCCCACUCUCAAGGCCCCGCCAGUGCCUUACCCUUGCCAUGGCCCUGCGAUUUGCACUCUGUAAAGUUGUAUCAGUUACUCUUCCCGCGUGUACUUGUGAUUUGGGGGCAGGUUCUGCACCAAAUGUUUCUUUGCUGUUUCUCUGUUUGUUGCCAGAAGCCUUUGUAUGCCUAAGCAUUAGAGAAUCUUAAGUAUUAUCAAAAGCAUGUCUAAAUAGCCUGCUCUGGCUGGCAAGUUAGCACCCCGGUCAGGAGGAACACUGUGGCCGGAGCCCCUCAACAGUCAGUUGAGGCUCUGCCCCUGUGACCUUCCGUCUGUUCUCUCUGCUUCAUUCUCCCUCGUAGUCCUUGUGGCCCAGCACCGAUUCUCCUCAGUGCCUCCUACUUUGUUCUCCUCCUAAGAAGAAAACAUGCUCUCAGGAAAGGGAUGAAUUCAUUUGCUUUGAGACUGGGAGGCUUAAUGCUACCUUUUCUGAGGGUCACUUGCAUUUGAACAGGGGAACAGCCUUAAGCCAAAGGAAUGAAGUUCUUGCAGAAUGUUAGGCGUCAACUACUUGUACACGUUCUUUUUCACCAAGGAAAGAUCACAGUCCUUGACAGCUGACUCCGGAGUAUAGGAAAUAUCGUUUUCUCCUGGAAUCAUUGUAGUUAGUAGCUGAUGGUCAGUUAUCUAGCUAAUAGCCCUGUGCUGUUUUCCUACCAAGGGACUCUGAGAUAAAGCUACUUAAAAGCCUCUGAGAAGGCCUGUAUCAAUCAUUCAUAUUGUACAUUAACAUGUUUGUGGAAAUGGGAUUAAUACUAUUUGCCAUUUAGGUAAAAGACACAAAGAUUUAAGGAGUUUGUGAAAUGUGUCCUGUUUGUGCAAGGUGACCCUGUCGAAUCUGUUUCUUACUGAUGUCAGUCGUCCAAUAUCAGUGGUGGUUAUUGAAUUGGUUGGAGGUACAGUUACUAAGCACAGGCCUCCACUCCCCCUCCUGCCAUUUUGUCUCUGUUUUGUGCUAUGACUCCGCCUUGGUGUGAGAAUGAGACCUUAUUUAAACCAGAGCCCCCAGUCCCUUCAAUGCCUUUGCAUGUAUUUCAGCUAUAAGUGACCAAGAUAGUAAGGAUUUAAAAGGACAAGCGAGUAGGAAAGAGGUACAAAACAGUGCCUUUGUCGAAGGUCAGAAAAACAGUACGAUGAUUUUUAAGUGACACGAAAUAAGCCACGUCAAAUUAUUUUAAAAUACUUUGAAAUCAACUUAUGGAGGACUAUGGUGGUGAGUGCUUUUUAGACACAUGUUGGAGGCACUUUAAUAAGUUUGGCAAAAAGGAAUUUGCCUAGUGAGGAUUGUGUGAAGUAAGUAUAUACUUUUGUUCAGUAAAGGCCCAAAUCUAGGCCACUGGUUCUCAAAGUGUGAUCUUGGAACCACCAAGAGCAACAUAUGAGUGAGAAGAAGGGGGAGGAGAGGGAAAGAGAGAGGGGAGGAGAGAUAGAGAGAGAUUAUUCUUUUAAGCCCCCAAAUCACCAGAGCCACGCCUCUCCAACCAGUUACCAGUCUUUCCUACUACUGUUAGAGUUAGCAAUCUCUGGCAAAGAGGUGUGUAGCAUCUUCUUGGUCAGCCACAUGUUUGUUCGGUGUUAAGACAUUGCCAGAUUGAAUCGGGCCCAUCUGGUCUGGUCUGGGUUUUUGAAAUAAUAACAACAAAGAAGGGGGUGGUGAUAGUGGCAGUGGCUCUGUUUGAUAUUACCAGCCCUUAAGUAAUGUCUUCACCAUGGUGGCUGUUCUCCAGGAGGGCUCUAGCAGAUUUGAUUUUUUUUGAGCUUCUGCCUAAUGAAAGAAGUGUGGCAUUUGAUAGUAUUGACCUCCCCCCUACAGGGAAUCAAAUGAACACCAGAACCAGAGCAACCAGUUAACCCCUCUCAGCCUCUUCGUAAUGCUAAGCUUUAUAGAAAUUUAUUCCGUAUGUGGUCUUGAGCUUUUCUAUGUCCAAUUUUAUAAAAUGUUCUGCAUGCAAACACAACAUUGUGGUCACCAUACCAGUCACCUCAAAGCCAUUCCUCCUUCAUGUGUGUGCCGGUGAAGAAAUACCAACAUGUAUGUUCGACUGUUUUCUGAUCAACUGUAAAUUACAUUUUCAUUACUUUUUAAAUGAGAUAUAUUUACUCUGGCUAGCAGUUAAAAUUUUAUUCUUUUUAUUAUCUUUCAUUGCUACUUUUUUCUACUGACUCCAAGGCUUACUUUGGGGGGGUGGGAUUUCUUAUUUCUAGAUCGAUAUAAUUCUCUUAUUUCUAUAUUUAUCUAUAAUCACAGAGUGUGAGAGCUGAAAGGGACCAACCUCGCUCGUUUCAUAGAGUAAAUUAAGGCCUAGAAAGGUCCAGUGGCUUACUGAAGGUCACACAAUGAGUCUGAGGCAGGACCCAGCCUCAAUUCGUCUCUGGCCUCUGGGAUGAAUGUCUUGUCAUUUAAAGCACUAUAUUUAUGAAGGACCCAUGACUGGCUUCUACUUGUCUCACUCAUUAAUUUCCCAGGUAUUUCAGUGAAAACAAUCUAUAUGCUUUAAGGGAACAUGCGCAAGCGUUCUUUAGUUUAUCAAUCCAAAGAAAAUCUGGUUAUUAGUUUAGAAACGCAUCUCCCUCCAUGUUUGCUCUCUGUGCCCUACUUCAUACAGGGGAUUUUUUUCCUAAAAGCUAUGUGGAAAAUGGGUUAAUGGAUUUAUAUAGAAAAAAUUUCAUUUUUAGUAGGAAAGCUUCCCUGUGUAAGGGAAUCUUCUAGGGGCUUCUUUUGGAAAAACAAAACAAAACUUUCUUGUCAUUUGUUCUUUAAGGUCUUUAAUUACUUAUCAGUGUGAAGUUUUGUACUUGCUGUUUAUUUAAAGUAGGGCAAACCAUUGUUAGCUUUCCCAGAAUUUACUAGAACCUUACCUUCCUAAUCUUUUUGUGAAAUCUUCAGACUGUGACAUGCUUAGGAACUACUCAAUUAUGUUCUAGAAACUUCACCUCACUGGAUAUUUUACCAAUCCCUGGGCUCAAAUUCCACCUUUAUCUGCUCAGAUAAUAACAGAGCUCCCUAAUCAGUACUUAUCUCUACAUGUGGUCUCUUUUCCAGAACAUUCUUGGCCAGUAUUCCUUAGUGUGCUCUUACUUUAGCCAUCUCAGGCCUCCUUCCAUAAAUCACGCAUACCUCACUGUCCUAUGGACCCGCAGGCACUAUACCUUGUGGGUUAAUCAUGCUGAGCAAUAUUUCUAGUUCCUUCCAUGUUCUCAUUUCCCUUGGAGCUCUUCUGACUUCCAGGAACAAUGAACUUCUCUCAUCAGAGACUGAUGGGUUUUUUCCCAUUGUUUCAGGAAAUCAAUAAACUUUUUCUACAAAGGGCCUGGGAGUAAUUAUUUUAGGUUUCUGGGUCACAUAUGGUUUCUGGAACAGAUUCCUUUUGUGAGUGUGGUUGUUUGUUCAUUCACUUGUUUUACAAGCCUUGGGACAUAUGAAAACCAUUCUCAGCUCACGGCCAUGAAAGGCUGACCCCUGAUCCACACUACCUUCUCUGUGACCAGCCCGAUGUGUAAACUAGGCGAGGGUUGGUACGAUGCCUCAGCAUGUACAGGUGCCUGCCACCAUGCCUGAUGAACUGAGUAGAACCCACAGGUAGAAGGAGAGAGUCAACGCCCACAAAUUAUCCUCUGACCUCUGCACAUGUGCACAUGGGUUCACACAUACAAAUAGAUAAAUGUUAUAAUUUACCAAGGUUUUUUUUUUUAAGUGAGUCUUGUACUAAAAGCUAUCACUAACUGCCUUCCAAACACCCUGCCAUCAGACCAGUCGGCCCACAUUGGGACAGGCACAGGUGGGGAGGGGCUACAUUCUCUCUCUCUCUCUCUCUCUCUCUCUCUCUCUCUCUCUCUCUCUCUCUCCCCCUCUCUCUCUCUUUCUCCCCCCCCCCCCCGCACACACACACAUUGACAGAACACCUUAUUUCCUUAUAUGGAUCUGUCCCAUUCAUUGUGUCUCUGUUUGCCCAAGAUUGAGGUAAACUGGUAGGAAAGUUUACUUAGAACUUUUGUCCUGUUCUUGCUCUCCCUGUCUUGAGCCACCUGUCAUAUCCCACACGGUUUAUCACCAGUUAAGGGUGCUGUCAUUCAAAAGUCUUAUAGAACACACUAUAAGAUUCUACUUCAGUUUACGAUUUCCUGGAAAACUCACCAGCUUCCUGCUUCCUUAGGCUGAUUUUUAAACCCAGAAUACACACAUAUCUCUGUCCUAAUGCAAUUGAUAUCUACCACUGGACAGCAUGGAACCCCAGCAAAAAAAAAUAGGGUGCAGAAAAUAUUUGUACCAAUGGUCCCUGCCUCCUGAGUCCCCUUGCCCUAGAGUGUGUCAUCCCACUCUUCCAACCAAUAGGCACCCAACACACCGCUUCCUGUUUUCUUAACUCCUCCCUCUAUCUUGCUCCCAUCCGACCCCUCCCACUUUCAGGAAUUGGAGUUCAGGUUUGCAGUUCUCACACUUACUGUGUGCACCAGUGGCUGCAAAAGUUGGAAACCUGUGUGAGUGCAUUUUCUGCACCUGGCUGUGAAUUGGACCUGGGUGUGUAUGACAUACAGUGCUCUCAUUGGUCCUCUCAUUCAGGACCAGAUCUCAUGAAAUUGGUUAAGGAAGGGAAUGGCAGAGAGAAGGACCCUAAAGCAUCACUUUCUUGCCUUUGGAGAGCCUCUUUGCAUUGGCUUGUGCUGGCUGGCUCUUCUCCUACAGAGACAUUUAAAGGAACUCCACUGUGUCAUUCCUGGGCAGACAGCAUCCACAGUCAAGAUGUGUAUUGCAUGUGGGCUUAGUUACUGGGACAUAAAUGUGGCUUUUCAAUUUCAUCAGACUCACUUCUUAGGCCUUUUAGCUUGAUUUCUGUCAUUUGAGCCCAGGGAUCCACCUCUUUCCCGAAAUCUAAAUUUUCAAACAUCAGAAUCAAGUAACUUUCAGAGUAACUUUCAAGCACCCAUGAAAUGAUUCAUUUCUGCCUUCUGUUUAGGAUUUCCAGAAGUAGGAAGGGAAGGAAAAGAGGGUUGUGCCUUGGACCCAAGAGGAGACCAAAAGCAGAGUGAGGACUAAGAACUGGUCAGUCCUGCUGUGCAGCCCUAGUACAGUUGUAUUGGCUUAGUGCUGUACUCGGUGCUCCUGGGCUCACUAUGCCCUGAAGACAAAUGCCAGAUGGGAAUGGACAGACUGACGGCCUGCACUGAAAGGCAAAGGGUAAUGCCCACCCCAGGGGUGGGACUGUGUCCUGGAUUCCAGUUCCAGGAGAAGCAGUAAGUAGGAGAGAUCACAAACCCAGUCUUUGUAGGAUUCCAAUAUAAAGUAGAAGAGAGCCCUCUGUGGGGUGAUAUUACAAAGUGGUAUCUUGUCUUUUUUUCUUUCUCUCUUUCUUUCUUUCUUUCUUUCUUUCUUUCUUUCUUUCUUUCUUUCUUUCUUUCUUGUUUCGUUUUGUUUCGUUUUAAGAUUCCUUACUGGCUUGCUACCAGCAAUUGAACUGUAUUAUUCUUUAUAGAGCUAGAGCUGUUUGUUGUCUUCUUAAAAUAAACCUUUUUCUGUUAAAACCA